UUCGACACAUGCGACCGCCAACGCCGCUUCGAGUUUCUGGUCCCCGAGCGAGCCAUGAGCUACCCUCCAUUGCUGAAUGCCAUCUUUGCCGUCUCCGCGCGCCAUCUAUGCCGACUCCCUCGAUACCGGACUAUAGAAGGCAUCGUCUACCGAGGGCAGGUCCUCCGCGGCCUCACACCAGGCACCGCAGUUGAGUACAUGUUGCGAUGCAUGCCGGCGCUACGAGCGUUCCACGAUACGAUUGACGAAGACACCCGGAUCCUCACGCUGACGACAGCCGUCAUCCUCCGCCAGUUUGAAGAGAUGGAACACGACAACGAGGCAGAAGAAGAAGAAGGAGCGGCAGAAGAAGUAUACACAGCACCCUCUCCAAGAACAGGUCGAGUCAACUUCCUCUCCAUCAUCAACUCCGCCCUCCGAGGCUCCCAACCGAGGGUUUCGUUUCUCAAGUCUGAGCUUCUCAAUGCCUGCUACUGGAUCGCCCUUCGGCAAGAAGUAUACGAUGCUCUGCUCAAGGGAUAUCCGCCAGAAAUGGAUCAAAACCCACAGUCCUAUGGCAACGUGUCUCCGGCAGAUCGCAUGAUCAUGCACGCCAGCCACGUCGCGCGAUGGAUGUUUGAGGGGAAAUCGCAGGAGGGGUGGUUGAGUCUUAAAGAACAGGAAAAAACACUCGAGGAAGAAGUAGCCACGCAGUUCAAGCCUCUGAUGUGGCUUCCUCCCGACCGUGAAAAAGGAGAGGUCUUUCCCACAAUAUGGUUUCGCUCAGUGGCAGCAAUCACGGCAAUGCAACAUAUGAUGCUAGCGAGAAUGAUCCUGAUAGCAGAAUCGCCUUUCCUAGCACAAGCAACCGAUCCUCGACUUGCGUUCCGCGAAGCCGAAGGCCAAGUCCGGAGCAUAGUUCUGGACAUUUGCGGCACGUCUCUCCAAGAGGAGAAGACGCCACCAGUAGUUGUCAAUGCUGCCCUAGCGAUACACCUAUACGGCCAUUAUUUCAUCGACUGGUAUGAAAGAAAGGCGCUCAGGGGCGUCAUCAACCGGUUCAGCGACGCACGUGCCUGGCCUGUGCCGAAGCAACUACAAGACUUCCAAUUAUCCUCUUAA
This is a messenger RNA of Clonostachys rhizophaga, 1101 nucleotides long. The record is from the annotation of a GenBank genome assembly. Lineage: Eukaryota; Fungi; Ascomycota; Sordariomycetes; Hypocreales; Bionectriaceae.